Molecule: messenger RNA, 2458 nt
Organism: Clarias gariepinus (North African catfish)
Lineage: Eukaryota; Metazoa; Chordata; Actinopteri; Siluriformes; Clariidae
Gene: galr2b
Product: galanin receptor 2b
Exons: 5
Coding region: 333-1469 (378 amino acids)
Biological process (GO): G protein-coupled receptor signaling pathway
Cellular component (GO): membrane
Molecular function (GO): G protein-coupled receptor activity
Source: RefSeq, a predicted model, not a curated record
GAGAUGGACAGAAUAACACACAGAGCCAGAAUAGUAAUCAGGAGCCAAAGAGAUGCUGUUUAAGUUUUGAGAAAAAUCUGAAAUUUCAGCAUUGUAUGAGUGGAAUAUCAGAAGGAGGAUAUGGACGUGACAACGAACCUCAACAAUGAAUAAUUAGUUAUGGUGCAUCCUUCAACAUCCGAAACUGCACCAGCAUCCAUGCACAUUAAUAUGCAGACACUGAAGAAGAAAGCGUCAUAAAUUACGGAGCGAGCAUGGCAUAUACAUCAGCUUGAUCAAUUUCCGAGGGUGAAGAAAAUGUUCAACAGUUGAACAGCACUCGCUGGUACACAAUGUCUGACCAUGAGGAUCUGAGUAAAGCCAUGGGCCACUGGAACGCCUCGGACAGCUACCAGCUGAAUGCGGCUAGCGUCAUUGUGUCCGUAGUGUUCUCACUCAUCUUUCUGCUGGGCACUGUUGGCAACAGCCUGGUGCUCGCUGUGCUCCUGCGCAGCGGUCAGCUCAGCUACAACACCACCAACCUGUUCAUCCUCAACCUCAGCGUGGCCGAUUUCUUCUUUAUCAUAUUCUGUGUGCCUUUCCAGGCUACCAUCUACUCGCUGGAGGGCUGGGUAUUUGGCUCCUUCAUGUGCAAAGUGGUGCACUUCUUUAUCAACCUCACCAUGUACGCUAGCAGCUUCACCCUCGCUGCUGUCUCUGUGGACAGAUAUUUGGCCAUUCGUUACCCACUGCGCUCAAGAGAAUUACGAACGCCCUGUAAUGCGGUUGUUGCCAUGGUGAUCAUUUGGGGUCUGUCUCUUGUAUUCGCCGGCCCUUACUUGAGCUAUUAUGACCUGAUUGAUUUCGAAAAUAGCAACGUGUGUGUUCCUGGUUGGGAGGAACACAACCGCAAAGUGCUGGAUACGUGCACCUUUGUGUUUGGCUAUGUCAUCCCUGUGCUCAUCGUCAGCCUGUCUUACACACGCACCAUCAAGUAUCUCUGGACAGCCGUUGACCCACUGGAUGGCAUGUCCGAGUCUAAGCGAGCCAAGCGCAAGGUCACUAAGAUGAUCAUAAUCGUCACGGUGCUCUUUUGCAUCUGCUGGCUGCCCUACCACGUGGUUAUCCUGUGCUACUUGUACGGAGAUUUCCCAUUCAACCAGACCACUUACGCCUUCAGGCUGCUUUCACACUGCAUGGCCUAUGCCAACUCCUGCCUUAAUCCCAUUGUCUAUGCGCUGGUGUCCAAGCACUUCCGCAAGGGCUUCAAGAAGGUGUUCAGCUGCAUUCUCAGCAAAAAGGGUCGCAAUAAGGUGCACGUGGUGCAACUGGCUAACACCGUGCCUGGUUUCGAAGCUGCCUCCACGGAGGUAUCACACAUGAACGAAGAGAACGGGAGACAGAAUGAGCGUGAGAUGACUGACCGCCCCCUUACAGAGUCCCAGGAUGCCACUAUGAAUAUAACACUCCCUAGCCAGAAGCAGUCAUGAGCAACGGUCAAAGCUGGGUGGCACCAAUUGUCAAAGGGCACAAAUUUAACGAGACAACAAUUUUCAUGGUACAUACUGUGGUAUUUUUUUUUCUUUCACUUUUCGAAAGAGUUUGGAACAGAUGCAAUGCAGCAAGUAACACAGUAAAGCAUUCAGUGAUUUAAACAAACAGAAAAAAGAGAUACAUGCAAAGCAUAAUAGAAAAACAUCCAGUUAAUCAACUUAUUGAUUUUAGGUUUGAAUUCAUCGAGAGCUAUUUUUAAUUGCCAAAUUAAUCUAACAUAAGCUACCAUAAAAACAGCACUAAGUGCUGGUGCUAUACAAGCCUUACUGAAUCAUGAAAUUAAUGUAACUACUGUACAACUGGCACUGAACACCACCCAUGUGCUUGAAGGUUGACUACUAUAAACAAUGUUUACCUAAAAAUGCAGUGUUAAUUAUUUAAAAACACACAUAAACAGACAAUAUAUUUUUCAAUAAAAAAAGAAAAAAAAUAUUUUGAUGAUUUUUUUGGGGGGGAUUUUGGAGGGGGGGGGGCUGGUAAGUAUUAAAACGUGUUCUAAAUGUGCAAUUUUAAAGCUGCAAAUAUCUAUUUUAAUGGCGGUUUGGACGUGUUGCACUGCAUAAUGCUUCUGUAACGAUUAAACAAUUUUGUGAUAUAACUGCAGAUGGUUACUAUGUAAUGCGCUCUAAUGUUCUAAGAAGUCUGUGUUUGUUUAAUGUUAAUUUCUUUCUAGUUUACUGCGUUUUAGGCACUUGUGAUUUCCUGACUUAUCUCUGCUUGCCUGUAAUCUUCUUACAGAGACUUUAUUAAUACUGUAAUUAGCAAGUGCAAUUUACAUCCAAUUUACAUUACUAUAUAGGCUUAAACAAAUGGGCUCACCCCAGUUUGCACUUUUAUACCGGUUGGAUACAACCUUUUGAGGUUGUGGUUAUGAUUGCCUUACCUCUGUUUUUUGUUUUUCUUUAGUAUUAAUCAGUAAUAUGUA